Molecule: messenger RNA, 1209 nt
Organism: Actinia tenebrosa (Australian red waratah sea anemone)
Lineage: Eukaryota; Metazoa; Cnidaria; Anthozoa; Actiniaria; Actiniidae
Source: RefSeq, a predicted model, not a curated record
CAUUAAGUUCUUUUCUUAUGAUUCUACUUUAAAGCUUUCAAUCAUGAUUUCAAAUGUUUGACUGAGAAUUACUGAUCAGUAGAAUACUCUACGUCUUGCUUUACUUAAAUCUAGAGAAUUCGAUGUAUACUUUGCUCUAGUAAGAGCAAAUACGCCAGGUCGGUCGCCACUGAAUGGUUAUAAUAUGUUGUGCUCCACAAUUUGAAUUGAGAAGUUAAUAUAAGUAUUUUACGCAUUUGUAUUGCUCAGUCUUUUGUUAUGUUGCUAAUGACAAACAGAAUUUACUUUACGAAACUAACUUUCUUGUGGAAAAGUUACAUAAAAUUUAGACAUUUCUAUCUUAACUGGAGAAGGAUUGUGAUUAAUUCUUAAUUAGAUUCUAAAACAGAAAGAAUGAAUCAAAUGACCUCGUAUAUUAUAAAGUGAGUGUACUGUUGGCCAACAUGACAAUGGGCGGUUUUCUUCCAUAGAGUUGUAUCUUAACACUGAAGAUGCAGUUCCUUUCUCUGCUGAUGGUGACCAUGCUUCUGCUUCAAGAACUACCAUUUACCGUUUCCCAGGUCGAGAAAGAUCAGUCGAACGAUUGUCAAAAGCGUAAAGUUAAAAGCGAUGCAUCAGUACAAGAUACAAAGAACAAAGGAAGAAACAACAUUGCUACUAGCGAUUACAACAAUAUCGUUCCCUGGAGACCUUUGAGUGACGAAGAAGCGAAAAUCAUGGUAACAAAGAAGGGAGUUUUGAAAAAUCCAGCAAUCAGAUUGGUAACAGUUUCUGGUGACUUGCUCAAGGCUUUAAAGGCCAAAGAAACAGUAAGCUUCAGCCUUCCAGAACAGCGAAAGAAGAUACCAAAUCAUCUAGACCUCUGCCAAGAAGAAGAGGUGAAUAACUAUACCCGAUUGACGCCUCAUGGUAGCCUUGCUUAUCAAAUCAAGGGAGCUAGAUGUUCCAAAGGUAAAGGUGGUAAAAAACUACAACAGUGCGGGAUAGGGUCAUUUCCUUUCGGAAAGUGUGUCGAAAAGAAAAGCGUUGUCGUUAUAAGCGUUUUUAACGCAAAGGGCGGCUCUUUUCAAAAAACGAUUGAGUUUAUUUCCUCAUGUAAAUGUCAAAAGUAUAGAAAUAUCUAGUAUAUGUAUCUUCAGUGUAAGAUAACCAUUUAAAGUUAGCCUGCAUGCCAGUUUUAUCCAAAUCAAAAAAUAAAAUAAAAUAAAA